Molecule: messenger RNA, 1853 nt
Organism: Neurospora crassa OR74A
Lineage: Eukaryota; Fungi; Ascomycota; Sordariomycetes; Sordariales; Sordariaceae
Product: lipase
Exons: 2
Coding region: 273-1388 (371 amino acids)
Molecular function (GO): hydrolase activity
Source: RefSeq, a predicted model, not a curated record
AUGACGGAUUUUUGUUGUGGCACUCAUGGAGGUAAUUCGACACACGAGAAUCGAAAAACAUUACAUACAUAAAUCGCUGAAUUAUCGUUUUGUCCACAUCCCACCUUUGGUGCGACCUGUCCCACACUCCCAUUGACACGACAUAACUACCAAACCACCUUACUCCGAUACCCAUUACAUACCUCUACUGUAACUCUUUGCUGACUCUUUGGUCGCAAUCUCCUUGUUUACUCUCUGUAGUUUGCCCCCUAAUAGAUCGAAUCGUCAACACCAUGACAGGCAAAAUUCCCACCGUCGAAGGGAUCCCCGUCCUGCCGUUAACCCACAAAGACGAUGGAAGCUGGGUGAGACCCGAAACCGCCAACGAUGCCAUCAACCCGGCCCCAUCCAGAUGGUAUCUCAAGGCACAGGCUUCUGCCCUGCGAUCCGGUCUAUACCUCGGCAUGACCCUCCAUUACAUGGCUAGCCCUCGACCACCAAACCCCAAUUUCACGCUUACGAUCCCCUCGCUUCUAUCCAAACACAAGGGUACUUUUACCCUCCAAUUCUACACUCCAAAGGGCUACGAAGAUGCCGCCAAACACGGCAAGCGAUAUCCCGCAGUCGUCAACUUCCACGGCGGUGGCUUCACAAUCGGCAACGGUACCGACGAUGCCCGCUUCGCUCGCUACGUCCUCGAAACCUGCGACGCCGUCUUUGUCUCGGUCGACUAUCGCCUUGCGCCCGAGUACCCGUUCCCGACCGCCGUCGAUGACGCUGCCGAUGCGCUCUUCUACCUUAUUCGCCAAUCCGCCGACCUACACAUUGACCCCAUGAAGCUCGCGACAUCCGGUUUCUCAGCCGGCGGCAACAUCGCCAUUACUGCCACGCUGCGCUUCAACGAGCACUUGAAGGAAUUGGCCGACCCCGAUAACAAGGCUCCGCCAGUCCCCGAACACAAGAUUCGCGCCAUCGCGACUUGGUACCCCGUCACCGACUACAGCAUAUCGCGCGCCGAGAAGCGCGCCACCUGCGUCAAGCCCGAGAGCACGCUGCCUCCUGCCAUGACGAACCUGUUCGACGGGUCUUACCUCUACCCUGGUGAUAUUAAGAUGGCGCAUCCCUGGCUAUCGCCCGCCCGAGCCAGCGAUGACGAAUUGAGGGAAGCCAUACCGCAAAACGUGCUCGUGUACACGUGCGAGUGGGACAUGUUGCAGAAGGAGGGAGAGGCCUUCGCUAAGCGGUUGGCGGCCGAGCCUCUUAAUAAGACGGUCCAUCACAGGAUGAUUCCCGGCGUUGCCCAUGGUUGGGACAAGAGUCCAGAUCCGUUGAAGCCGGCGAUACAUACGCAGGAGGUGUAUACAGACUGUUGCCGGAAGUUGUUGGCGAUCUUUAAUGCAGUCGAUUGACUCAUGCCCCGGAGGAGUUACUGGCAAGCUUGUUUGGAAAGGGAAAAGCUGGUCGUUGACUGAAGGUUGCAAAUGAGGAACACACGAGUUCGAUUGAACAUACCUUAAUGCAAGUAACUUCUCCUCGAUUUGAUGGUUACUUCUAUCAUCCAAUAUGACAAGUGAUAAUGGCAUCGAACUUGCGCAGACCACAACCUCUCGAUGCAGACACCGAUCGUUCUUGGCAUCAUGCGUUGGAGUGCGAAAAGCGUAACAGGAACGGCGACUCGACGCAGUAUUGCUUACCAAUUCGGCGUUAGGGACCAUCACGACAGGCAGAUUACCAAACUCGGCGACUCGUACUACGCUAGCUCCGUGAAGUACAAAACACCGAACAUACAAAUUGAACAUCUCCAAGAUGUACAUAAGCCUAUCUUAAUUUCCUCAGACAUUCAUACACCAUCCAUACAUCACAGCCAUCCCAAU